This is a messenger RNA of Cucurbita maxima (winter squash), 1564 nucleotides long. Its product is annotated as protein IQ-DOMAIN 1-like. Gene Ontology annotation, molecular function: protein binding. Bases 53 to 1378 code for a protein of 441 amino acids. The record is from RefSeq and is a predicted model, not a curated record. The transcript is spliced from 4 exons. NCBI's taxonomy places the organism in Eukaryota, Viridiplantae, Streptophyta, Magnoliopsida, Cucurbitales, Cucurbitaceae.
CCUCUCCUCUUUAAGUUUUCACUAUUGAUAUCUCUGUUUCGUCUCUGAUUUCAUGGGGGGUUCUGGGAAAUGGAUGAAGGUUCUUAUAGGACAGAGGAAGUCUGAUAAGGAAGACAAUGUGAGCAAAACUAAGAAAUGGAGGCUAUGGAGGAGCCCUUCAGGGGAUUUGAGCUCUGCUUGGAAGGCUUAUAAAGGGGCACAUAAAACAGCUUCUGAAGGCUCUCAUUCUCCUCGAGCCCCUGAUUCUUUCACCGUCGCUGUCGCCACUGUCCUCCGUGCUCCGCCCAAAGAUUUCAGGCUGGUUCGCCAAGAAUGGGCUGCAAUUCGUAUCCAAACUGCAUUUCGCGGUUUCUUGUCUAGGAGGGCUCUUAGGGCGUUGAAGGGAGUGGUGAGGCUUCAAGCUCUGGUGAGGGGUCGUUUGGUGAGGAAGCAGGCAGCUGUUACCCUGAGGUGCAUGCAGGCUUUGGUUCGAGUUCAAGCUCGAGUCAGGGCUCGUCGUGUGAGGAUGUCAGUAGAGGGACAGGCUGUGCAGCAAUUGCUUGAUGUACAUCGCAGCAGGGCUGAUCUCUUGAAGCAAGCUGAGGAGGGUUGGUGUGAGAGCAAAGGGACAUUGGAAGAUAUCAAAGCUAAGUUACAAAUGAGGCAAGAUGGAGCAUUUAAGAGGGAGAGAGCCAUUGCAUACUCUCUUGUUCAAAAGCAAUUGAAGGCAACACCAAGCUCAACCUUGCGAAUGGAUGCUUCGGUUUACGCUCUUAAGAAUUAUAAGUUCGACAAGAACAAUUGGGGAUGGAGUUGGUUGGAGAGAUGGAUGGUGGCGAAGCCAUGGGAGACUAGGUUGAUGGAACAAUCACGCACUGAUUCGAUUGAAGUCACUCCACCUUCAAAGAGCUGUACAGAGUCUGUUGUGUCUAAACAUUCCAAAGGUUCUGAACCAAGUUUGGUGAAAGUUCGGAAGAACAAUGUAUCAACUAGGAUAUCUGCUAAACCUCCCUCAAGUGGGCAAGCUCGUUCUUGUUCUAGCCCAAGUUCUGAUUUCUGGUAUGAUGAGAGCUCUGCUUCAUCUUCAAUCUGCACAUCGACGACUCCCGUUUCAGGGCAUGCUUUCUCAACCAUAGAAAGAACAGAUAACAGCAGUAACAGUAGGCCGAGUUACAUGAACCUUACCGAGUCGACAAGGGCGAAGCAGAAGACAAAUAGUCACUUAUCGCACCGAAUUCAAAGGCAGUCCAUGGAUGAAUUUCAAUUCCUUAAGAAGUCGGCAGCUUUCUCCAAUGGGGAUUCUAAGAGCAGUGCUGGCUCUGAUUCAUCAGUCAACCCCUUCAAGCCAUUGAUGCUGCCAACCCAAUUGGGUAAGAAUGGAACAAAGCUAAGGUCAUGAGCAAUAAGAUAGAGGCCCUGUUUCUGGUCAUUCUAGAAGAAGAGUUCUGCACUGCCUUAUAUCUUAAUUCCUUCCAUCAAAAUUGUGUAUCACUAGAGAGAGUUUGUAUUGUUUCGAAGGCCACGUUGAACUAAAACAACCUGCAAUGUCCAAUGGAGAAUGGUUCGUUCCUCUUGUUGGUCUUUA